This is a messenger RNA of Pollicipes pollicipes, 396 nucleotides long. RefSeq names its product runt-related transcription factor 2-like. The coding region runs from base 1 to 396 and encodes 131 amino acids. NCBI's taxonomy places the organism in Eukaryota, Metazoa, Arthropoda, Thecostraca, Pollicipedomorpha, Pollicipedidae. The transcript has 6 exons. The record is from RefSeq and is a predicted model, not a curated record.
AUGACGCUGGACGAGGUGGACCUUCAGCUGCUGACACGCUGUCUGCAGGAGGCGCGCGACGUGGCCGAGCCGGACAGCCCUGGGUGUGGGACGUGCUCUUCACGGAGGAUCAUGUCGGAGGUGCAGGACGAGAUCGCCCUGGACGCCACCAGCGCCGACCCCACGCCCCAGCCUAGCGCUACUGGCCUGAACAAAAAGUCUUCAACGAGCACCAAGUCCGGCUCACGAACCGAGCAGCAGCAGCAGCAGCAGCAGCAGCAGCAGCAGCAGCAGCAGCAGCAACCGCCGCCGCCGGCCGCUGAGCUGAGGAAGAGGUCGUCGACGGGUGCCGGGUCGGCCUCAAAGACACAGGCUGCUGCUCCUGCUGAGCCGCACUGGAGCUGGACGUUCCCGUAG